Messenger RNA from Helobdella robusta, 1482 nucleotides. RefSeq lists its product as hypothetical. Lineage: Eukaryota; Metazoa; Annelida; Clitellata; Rhynchobdellida; Glossiphoniidae. The transcript is spliced from 7 exons. The record is from RefSeq and is a predicted model, not a curated record. The coding region runs from base 1 to 1077 and encodes 358 amino acids.
AUGCCCUAUCUACUUCCAUGGACCAGGGACACAGAGGAAUAUAUAAGAAGGAGAUAUCUGGAGCCAAUAAAAAUUCAACCAAACAAUAGCAAUAACGACUGCAGUAAAAACAACAACAACAACAGCAAUAGUACUUCUAUUCAUAAUAAUAAUAAUAAUAAUAUGAAUAAUAAUAUGAAUAAUAAUAGAGAAUCAGUCAAUGAUAGAGAUCCAAUAUAUGAAGCCAUGAAAACCAACUAUGAAUAUAUCAUUGAAGAUGGGGAUUCCCCGACCAGAUGCCUCUUACCCGGAAGCCCUGCCUCCUGCAAAACUCAGCUCCUCCCAUUGGAUAGUCUGUCUUUCUCUAAUUUUUCUUCUGGGGGCCAAAAUAGUAACAACAACAACAUUAAUAAUAAUAACAAUAGGAAUGGGAGCAUGUUCAGAAAACGCCACAAUCCUCUUUACAUCACCACUUACGACGACCUGCUUCUGUCAGGAAAUGGCGGAAGUAGCGGUGGUGGCGGCGUUGGGUACUACAAAAACAAUCCCAACUCUAACUUUCUGCCGUACAAUGGCUGGCCACACUCAGCUACGAUGGUUGUGCUUAGUACCAUUUUGGUACUGUCGUUACUUGCUAUAAUAUUAUCAUCCUUUUGUCUCUACAAGUUAAAUGUUAUCGGAGGUGAGCUCACCUCAUUGGCUGCCUCCAUAGAGGUCAGCCAAUCAGACUCAAGCUACAACAUCAGCGUGGCGACGCAGAAACUGAAUGACGUCAACGAAAGUUUAGUUAGUAAGAUGGAGAAGGUGGAGAAAUAUUUUGGCCUGAAAGUUUCAGUUAAUCUGAGCCUGUGCAUAUGGAGCAAGAGGGAGGUCAAUUCCAUAGUGCAAGAUGACGUCAUAUACACUGGCUGGGUCCCAGACGAUGAUGAUUCUAAGAAAUCAGUGGUAACUGGUGCCUCGUGUUCUAGCAAAACACCAGGCCUAAAGGUCAGCAUGGAAGACGACAACGUCAGUCGCGUCAGGUGUAGCUGUAGUGGCCGCCCCAGCGGCUACAUGUCCAGAAACUGUGUCGUACAUUUCUGGUACUGCCCUAAAUAACGAAAAACUAGAUCAAGCAAGGUGAUGGACUGUGAAACUGCACGUCGAUAUUGUCCGUCAAAAGCGAAAUUAGGUCGUUAAAAUGGCGGAUUUGGAAUAAGAGCAAGAUGAGGAUUGGGUUGUAGAUACCAAAUUUGAAAUUAGGACAAAAUGAAUUUACCUCCAAAUGAAGAAAAUUUGAAGUUUAUAACUACAUUUUUUUAUUUAGAAUUCUAAUUUAUUAUCAAAUUAGUGCAAAAUGGUGGCUGAGGGAGAUUUAGGGAUGUGACAGAUUGAUGGUAUUAUCAUAAAUUUAUAAUAUAUAUAUACUGCAUGUGUGCAUAUUUGAAACAACAGUUGUGACAUUUGUUUAUUUAUUCAUCUUUGUUAAUCAUUCGAUCAUUUGACCUUUUAAUUACUUCUAUU